This is a messenger RNA of Aphis gossypii (cotton aphid), 1743 nucleotides long. RefSeq names its product probable dolichyl pyrophosphate Glc1Man9GlcNAc2 alpha-1,3-glucosyltransferase (gene xit). Gene Ontology annotation, biological process: protein N-linked glycosylation. The record is from RefSeq and is a predicted model, not a curated record. Bases 460 to 1725 code for a protein of 421 amino acids. Gene Ontology annotation, molecular function: dolichyl pyrophosphate Glc1Man9GlcNAc2 alpha-1,3-glucosyltransferase activity. Gene Ontology annotation, cellular component: endoplasmic reticulum membrane. The transcript is spliced from 8 exons. NCBI's taxonomy places the organism in Eukaryota, Metazoa, Arthropoda, Insecta, Hemiptera, Aphididae.
GACAACUAUAUGAAACGCGUCUCAAAUCUCAAUAUAAUAUUAUGUUUCGUGGCUACUCGUAAUAGUUAUACGCCGUCAUCUUUGAAGCUGUUUUCAUAUUAUACUCGGGACAAUAUAAUUAUUAAAAUGUAAUACAUUGUGUAAGAAGUUACACGAUUUUUCUUUCAUGCCGACUAUGGAUUUUCAGUGAUAUCUGGACCUAGGUAGUCUUCAAACUUAAAAUGGCAAGUUCCUUACACGUAGUCAUUACGUGCCUGAAGUUGCUCCUAUUGCCAUCCUAGUGAGUGGAGUUAUUCAACCGAUUUUGAGGUGCACCGCAAUUGGUUGGCCACGACUUACAGUUUGCCUGUAUCCCAGUGGUAUUCAGCUAAACAUUCGGAAUGGACAAUCGACUAUCCACCACUGUUUGCAUGGUUUGAAUACUUCUUGGCUCAAAUAGCUGCCUUUGUCGAUUAUGACAUGUUAUCGAUACACAAUCAUAACUACUCAUCAGAUGCCACUAUAUUCUUUCAGCGGUUUAGUGUCAUCAUUACUGAUUUUGUGUUUUAUUACGGAUCUCGAAAAUGCGCUCAGUCAAUUGUAUUACUUAUGAAAUCUACAAAGAAUAAAAAGAAAAAAUAUUUAGAUGAAAGUAAAAUUUCUGUAUUUGUCAUAGAACUCUUGUUAACAGCUAAUGUUACAUUAUUGCUUAUUGAUCAUGUACACUUUCAGUACAAUGGCUUUCUUUUUGGUAUUCUACUUAUAUCAAUAUCGCACAUUCUAAAGGGUGAAAACUAUCGUAGUGCUGUUUGGUUUACAAUCCUGUUGAAUUUCAAACAUAUUUAUUUAUACUUAGCACCAGCAUAUUUUGUUUACUUAUUAAGACACUUUUGUUUUAAAAAAAAAAUACGAUUUACAUUGAUAAGACUUAUAAACUUAGGUUUAAUUGUUCUCUCUGUAACUGCUAUUUCAUUUGGACCUUUUAUAUUCAAUGGUCAAAUUUCACAGGUUUUUAAACAGCUAUUUCCAUUCAAACGAGGUUUAUCACAUGCCUAUUGGGCACCAAACUUUUGGGCCUUGUACAAUACAGCUGAUAUUGGUGCUAAAGUUAUAUAUAAAGACUAUGAUUUAAUAAAAAAUAAUAAUUCAGUAUCAAUGACGAGAGGCUUAGUUCAAGAGUUCGAACAUACUGUUUUGCCGUCAAUAACUCCUCAGAUUACAUUUAUUUUAACAAUUGUUUUUAUGUUGCCAUGUUUAUAUAAACUUUGGAAAUCCAAUAGUAAUCCAAUUGAUUUUGUUCGAUGCCUUGUAUUAUGUGGUUUGACUUCAUUUAUGUUUGGUUGGCAUGUUCACGAAAAAGCAUUAUUACUAGCUGUCAUACCAUUAACACUUCUAAUAUUUACUUCUACAAACGAUUGUUCCAUGUUUUCAAUGCUAUCAAUCAUCUCUACUUAUUCUGUUUUUCCAUUAUUGUUUAAACCGUUUGAAUUCAUUACUAAAUCACUAUUACUUAUAGUUAAUGUUUCAUUUUUGUAUAACACUGAUAGAUUUAAAUCAUUGAAUCGUAUAGAGAAAUUGUAUUUAAUAAGUCUAGGACCAUUAUUGUUGUUGACCGAUGUUGCAUGGAUGGUUUUAAGAUUUGAUCAAAAAUAUCCAUUUCUCCCAUUAAUGCUUACUUCAUUCCAUAAUAGUACAGGUGUUUUUUAUUGUUGGAUAAAAUACUACUUAUAUUAUAUUUGCCAAUAAAUCCUAUAAUUUCAAGGA